UCCUUUGGAGCGGUUGGUUUUGAUUGCGGGUUGCCGGCUCCGAAGAUCGGGCCAUGGACAACUUCGCGGCGGCGCACGGCGCCUGGCAGCAGCAUCUGGGCAGAGAGAAGCGGGCGCGACAAAAGACCACGUUGGUGUACUAUGGUCGGAAAGGAGGUAAAGAACUGCUGGCGCCCAAAGCUCCACCCGCGCCGACGGUGGAAGACGUGUCCAAGGUGAUGUUCGACAGGCUCUACCAGUCCAACUCCCUCCCGGCUUUGAGCGAGGCUCCGAGCUCGAGGGGCCCGCGGCGCUUGAAGUCCUGUGGCCUCGAGCGGCUGCCGGAGAGGCGGGAGGCAAUGACGGCCUGCUCGAACAGAUCCAAUGCCAGCAGGAGAAGCCGAGCGGCAUCCAGUGGCGGGCAAAGCAGGCAAGAGCAAAACCUCCUGUUCUUCAACGACCAGCAGAGGCAGCGCACCCCCUCCAUCCGGAGCUCGAUGUCGCAGCUCAGCGCCACCUCCUCGCUGUGGUUAGAGGUGGAGAAAGCCGUGCAGGAAGAGGUCGCAAAGGUGGUCAAGCCUCUGCAAGAGCGGCUCGUUUGCGAGGAGCAAGCGCGGAAGCGUGCAGAGGAAGCGUUGCGGAUCUGUGGUGGAGCAGAGGCUGAGAUGCCUUCCUGAUGCCGCGCGAGCUGGGCUCUUGUAAUCAACAUGGCCGCCCGCAUGUCGAACAUGUCUCAUGCCAUAGGUG
This is a messenger RNA of Effrenium voratum, 726 nucleotides long. Lineage: Eukaryota; Dinophyceae; Suessiales; Symbiodiniaceae. The record is from the annotation of a GenBank genome assembly.